Andrographis paniculata is the source of this 1260-nucleotide messenger RNA. Its product is annotated as protein FLUORESCENT IN BLUE LIGHT, chloroplastic. Gene Ontology annotation, biological process: chlorophyll biosynthetic process. Gene Ontology annotation, molecular function: protein binding. NCBI's taxonomy places the organism in Eukaryota, Viridiplantae, Streptophyta, Magnoliopsida, Lamiales, Acanthaceae. The coding region runs from base 170 to 1078 and encodes 302 amino acids. The record is from RefSeq and is a predicted model, not a curated record. The transcript is spliced from 4 exons.
AUUGGUGAGAGAGUGGUGUGAGCUGCUGUAUAUUAUCCAAACCCAAUUGUAAAAGAAGGGCCGAAGGACAGGGAAACAGAUCAUGUGAGAAAGGUAAGGAGAAAAGGAAAAUCAUUCGGUAGAGUGAAUCGAGAAAGACGGCUGGGAGGAAGAAGAUAACAGAGCAAAUAUGACGAUGGUGAUACAACAAGGGUUUCUAUCGCGGUGUCCAAAUGCGAGCACUAAAAUUUUCCCAAAAUUUUCGCCAUCAUCUCUCAAAUCGCCAAAAUCCCUCAAGCCGAGCUCGUUGCUCAGAAUAUUUGCCGCCAUUAAUGGCGGAGACUCCCGCGGCGUCGGCAGUGAAGAAUUUCAGCUCAAAUUACUCUCGGGCAUCGAUUUCCAGGAAAGAUUCAUUUCAAGACUUCCAGCAGGAGUUGUCUUAGCUAUCAAUGCCUUAAUCUAUGCUCAGCCAUUACAAGCUGCCGCCGAAACCUGCCAAGUAGCCGACGACAACAUUUUCAACAUGAACAUGCCGUUGCUGCUCUUCGUCGCCCUCAUAGGCGCCACCGUCGGAGGACUCCUCGCGCGGCAAAGAAGGGGAGAGCUACAGAGACUAAACGAGCAGCUACGUCAGAUCAACACCGCGCUGAGAAGGCAAGCGAAGAUCGAAUCUUAUGCGCCGAGCCUGAGUUACACUCCCGUCGGCGGACGUAUCUCGGAGAAUGAAGUGAUCGUUGACCCGAAAAAGCAAGAUUUGAUUUCUCGCCUGAAAAACGGGAAGAAUUUCCUACGCAAUCAGGAUCUCGAGAGGGCUUAUUCUGAAUUCAAGGCAGCGCUCGACCUCGCCCAAAGCCUAAAUGAUCCGAUCGAACAAAAGAAGGCCGCCAGAGGCUUAGGAGCGUCGCUGCAAAGGCAAGGCAAGUAUCGGGAGGCGAUCAAGUACCAUACAAUGGUUCUUGAAAUUUCGCAGCGGGAAGGAGAGGAGUCGGGAAAUACCGAAGCUUAUGGCGCCAUAGCCGACUGUUACACGGAGCUCAGUGAUCUGGAACGAGCUGCCAAAUACUAUGAUCAGUACAUUUCCAGGUUAGAAUCCGACUGAUGUUUAUGUGUUCUUUUGUAGAGGUUGCAAAAAUGGUUACUAGAGCUUUUUUGGGAUGAACAUUUUGUUGUAUUGUUCAAUGGCUUCUCUAAAUCUGGGGCUGUGUUUAAUGUUUACCAUAGCCUUUUUUAAGUCAACUAAUUAUUUGAUAUGCUUUAAUGAAAAAAUUAGUUACGAGUCGA